This is a messenger RNA of Gryllus bimaculatus (two-spotted cricket), 8109 nucleotides long. NCBI's taxonomy places the organism in Eukaryota, Metazoa, Arthropoda, Insecta, Orthoptera, Gryllidae. The record is from the annotation of a GenBank genome assembly.
GAGUGGUGAAUGCGCGUCUGAUAUGACGUUUUAUCACACACACUAUCAUCUUGCGAAACAUUUGAAGCACUUUUCAAGUACGUACCACAAAAAACAUCGAAGAUCGAAAGAAAAGGAGUUUUGUAAUAAUUUAAAAAAUUGUGUAGGGUUUAAUACCUGUUAUGAAUAUGCAGGCAUAUUGUGAAAUUGAGAUUUGGUUCCUUACGUGAAGUAGGGAUUAACAACAAAGUGUUUAUUUCUUCUGAUACGGUUUAUCGCCACGGUUGGCCACUGUAAGCACUGGGGACCGGAUUGAAGUGAGCAUCGGCUUACGUUGCCCGUCGAGCAUUUGGGCGAGUGCUACAUGACGUGUCAGCGCGAAAGCACGUAAUUCUUCGUAACAGAGAUGAAGAUUCCCUUGGUGAUAAGUGUUAUUUAUUUAUGAAAAUUAUUUGUGUUGUUAAGUAGAGCAGUUUUUCAUCUCGUGGCUUGUAGUAGUUUACCCCUAUGUCAGUAUCCAAAAUGUUUUGGACAGUAUUAUGUGUUUGUGUUGUCUUUGCACUGAAGACAUCACAAGGAUUUUAUUUACCGGGCCUAGCCCCAGUGACUUACUGCAAAGUAGAAGAAUCGUUACAAUCUUGCAAGGCUGAUGUUGUUCUGUAUGUGAAUAGAUUGAACACAGAAGAGUCUGUUAUACCUUAUGAAUAUCAUCAUUUCGACUUCUGUGUCACUGAUGAAUCACAGUCACCAGUGGAGAACUUGGGGCAGGUUGUAUUUGGAGAAAGAAUCCGACCAUCACCUUACAAGAUCUCUUUCCUGAAAAAUGAGACGUGUAAAGUGGCUUGCGUUCGGAACUACACUGCUGGUGACAAAGAAUCUGAGCACAAAUUGCAGUUGUUGAAGAUGGGAAUGAGUCUUAACUAUCAGCAUCACUGGAUUAUUGAUAACAUGCCUGUUACCUGGUGCUACGCUUUGGACAAUGAUCGAAUCUACUGUAGUACUGGGUUUCCCAUGGGCUGCUAUGUACAUGAAAAACGAACAAAUUCAGACACAUGUAUAAGUGGGAGCAUGUACAAGUCCAAAACAUAUUACAUGUUCAACCAUGUGGAUCUGACUAUCACGUAUCACAGCGGAGAAGGUCAGGAUUGGGGUGUUGCAGUAGGAGAUUCUGGCGGUCGCAUUAUUUCGGCUAAAGUAAUCCCUCGCAGUAUCAAGCACAGGAGUGAGGCUUCAAGAGAUUGCAUGAAUCAAAAAGAGCCUCUGGAUAUUCCUACUCGAGAUUUAACUAAUAAUGAGAAGCUCUCUAUUGUGUACACCUAUAGUGUUACUUUUGUGAAAAAUAACACUAUUAAGUGGUCAUCGCGUUGGGACUACAUUUUGGAAUCAAUGCCACAUACGAACAUUCAAUGGUUCAGCAUCUUAAAUUCUUUGGUCAUUGUUUUGUUCUUGUCUGGAAUGGUAGCAAUGAUCAUGCUUCGCACAUUGCACAAGGAUAUUGCACGAUAUAAUCAGAUUGAUUCUGGGGAGGAUGCACAAGAAGAAUUUGGUUGGAAAUUAGUGCAUGGGGAUGUUUUCCGACCUCCUCGAAAAGGCAUGCUGUUGUCAGUUCUUCUUGGGUCAGGCACCCAAGUUUUCUUCAUGACUCUUAUUACUUUGGCUUUUGCCUGUUUGGGUUUCUUAUCGCCAGCAAAUCGGGGAGCUCUGAUGACAUGUGCCAUGGUACUUUUUGUGUGUUUGGGCACCCCUGCUGGUUAUGUCUCAGCUCGUAUAUACAAGAGCUUUGGAGGAGAGAAAUGGAAGUCCAAUGUUUUGCUGACCUCUAUGCUUAGUCCAGGAGUUGUGUUCUGUUUGUUCUUCAUCAUGAACUUGGUUCUGUGGGGCAAGGGCAGUUCAGCUGCAGUUCCGUUUAGCACACUCAUUGCUCUCCUUGCACUAUGGUUUGGUGUGUCUGUACCUCUCACUUUCAUUGGGGCAUACUUUGGCUUCAGAAAACGGCCAAUAGAACAUCCUGUGCGCACCAAUCAAAUCCCUCGUAAGAUCCCCGAGCAGAGCAUUUACACUCAGCCACUCCCUGGCAUUAUUAUGGGUGGUGUUUUACCCUUUGGCUGCAUCUUCAUUCAACUUUUCUUCAUACUAAAUUCAUUGUGGUCUAGUCAGAUGUACUACAUGUUUGGUUUCUUAUUUUUGGUAUUUAUUAUAUUGGUGAUCACGUGUUCUGAGACAACUAUUUUGCUCUGCUACUUUCAUCUAUGUGCUGAGGAUUAUCAUUGGUGGUGGCGCAGUUUUCUUACAAGUGGUUUUACUGCAUUUUACUUAUUUGUAUACUGCAACCAUUAUUUUGUGACCAAGUUGAACAUAGAAGAUGCUGCUUCCACUUUUCUUUACUUCGGAUACACCCUAAUUAUAGUGUUUCUAUUCUUCCUACUAACAGGCACUAUUGGUUUCUUCGCCUGUUUCUGGUUUGUGAGGAAGAUUUAUAGUGUGGUGAAGGUUGACUAGAAAUCUAUAAAGUGCUGAUGAGUGAUGUAAGGAUAUGUGUGAAAAAGAAAAUGUGGCAGAAAGGUGUAAUUUGAACUUUUAGUGACAGUUUUAACAUUUUUCUCUGCAUUAUGUUCAAUAAAAUCAGCUGUGUGGCUUUUGAUAAUUCAGAUGGAAGUACUUGAAGGAUUUGCAGCCUGUUUUAGCUGGUACAAAGACACAUUUUGUAUUUUUUGUGAAUUGUUUUGCAGAGAACGCUUUAUUUGUUGCAGUGCUGUCUUCAAAAUAUAAUUAUUUAGGUCAUAAGUUUCUUGUAGAUGUAAGUAAUCUUAACCACUGCAUUUCCUACACAAAAAUGUAAUUUAAUAUAAAUUAUAUUGGUUGAAUUUUUGAAUGGAUUUCACUGAUUUUGUAGAAAUGCACAGGUGGAACACAAAUCAAUGAUUUUCAUGAAAAUUAUGAUCGCUAGGAUUCACCUAAGCGAGUUGCUGGCAGCUCCUGCUGUGUCUUAUUAAUUACGCUGUGCAGGAUAUAAUUCUUGCAGAAAUAGGUACUUGUACAGCUUGACAUUGAAUGUUUGUGCCACUUGUGCACCACUUGUAACCUAUUUCUUAAUAACAAAAUGUUGGCUUUUGGAAUUUCAAAAGGAUGUGUACAAAUAAGAUUCGUAAUUGUAAUGUACUUUAGUUUGUUUUGUUUUUUGGAGAUUGCUGUUGAGCCUUAUUUAACAUGUUUUAAAGUAAAUACAAUACCUGUAUGUAACCAAUGGAAAAAAAUACCAAAGGCCAAUGUACAUUUGUAUUUUUCUUUUUCCUAUAUACAUUAUUCACAUACAAUUGAGCUGUGGUUGUAAUACAUUCAAACAAUCUUUUAUAGAUGUACUGUUAAGACAAUGUGCACAAAUUAAUAUUAAGGUGUGGAAAGUCAAUAUACAGACACAGGUAUGCCUCCAGGAAUUCUAGUGAAGUGUCAUCUUUCUUUUAACACUUGCAGCAUUGGAAAAAAGUUGAGUAAAUUCUGUUGUACCAAACUUCUUUGUGUUUGACAUUUGAACAUGUGACAACACUGACAGUAGUGACAUGCUAUACCAGUGGCUUUUCCAAGUGAUGAAGUCUUCCUUUGCUACUAACUCAAGAGUGCGAAAGUGGAGGAGGUGGUUAAGCAUAGUACUUGUGCCCUGCUUUUAUGACCCCAAAAUCAAAAUUUCACUUCAUUGAAAGUAACCGCACUGUAUGGGUAUUUGAAAUCCAGUGUUUAGUAUCAGUUAAUUGCAGUGCCUUGCUUUAAUGCCCCCCCUCCAAAAUCAAAAUUCCACUCCAUAAAAAGUAACCCUGCUGAAUAGUUAUCACUGAAGUCUAGGGUUUGCUUUAGAAUGCAUGCAGGGUUUGUAGCAAGGCUGUGCAGAAACAAGCUUCUGCUGAAGCCAACAGUCAAGCAUAAAGAAAAAAUGGUACAGUGCACAGGCAAUCAUGUAUUUCAGGAACAUUGUCUUCGAUGUGAAACUUCAUAGAUUUAAUUUCAUUUGUUUUAUGCCAAUAACUGAAACUAUGUAUUAACCUUGAUGAAUAACCACUUUAUGUAAUAGUUGAUGUCCAGUCUACCCUUCAGUUAACUGGCAAUGUAUAUGACAACUUCUUCCGGUUGAAUUAGUUCACACACGAUUUUCUGAAAUCCAGUGUGUUUACCUUCAAUUUUAAUUUUACUCAAACAGCAAAAGUCCACAACCCUCCACCUUUUUUCCUCCCAAGUCGGAAGGGGGGGGGGGGAUGCAUAAGUUGUGGGAAAUUAUUUAUGCAUGUUUACAUACAUUAUCCAUGUCCAUUGAUAAUAUUUAACCUUUAAAGAAAAAUCACUGCAAUUAUUGGAACUUAAUUCCGUUUCAAGAUUUCUCAUCUAAAUUUGAAGACUUAUUGAUACCAAUCAAUGAUUUCGGUAUCUAGAAAGAAUAUAAAAAGCUAAAUUAAAUAAUCUAAAAGAGGGGGGGAGCAUCGAUAAAGGGAAAAAUCACCAGGUUUGGCAGAAUUGCAGAUUGUGGGUUUUCACUAGCCAGGACAAUAGUGAAAUUGAAAGUAAAGUACAUACUUAAGUUACGUACUGACAGAUGCAUCAGCAAUAUAUGAAACAAUGCAACCUGGAUUUCCAUUUUGAAAAUAGGUUUUAAAGCAAAAACUGCCCAGGACAAUACUUGCCAGGGUCAUCUCUGGCAUUUGCAUAGGGGAAAAAGAGUGAAAGUUAGGAGGAAACUAAUUUUGAAAGCGAAAGGAUCACUAAAAAUUUGAGUAUAUGGGAAUAAAAGGAUUUUACUGUAUUCAUAUUAAUGCUAUAAAUUUAAUUUGUGAUGCACACAUUGUUCUCUAUGGAACAGAUGAUCAUAAGUCAUAAUGUAAACAUUGACAUCUUGCACAAGUAUUGUAUAUAUUUCACAAAACAAUUUUUCCUACAAUAAGAUGUAAUGCAGAAAAUGAUACAAAUAUUUUAUUUCUAAACUCUCCAUUACCACAAACAACUACAAUAAAUAUAUGCACAACAAUAUUCUAACACCUUGGAACUCUGAAGUAAUUUCUUCUCUGGUAAUAAACUUCCAGCGACUUCCAGCAGCAUAUUACUGCUUUAUGAAGUUGCUAUCAUACUUUACCAUAGAGGCCCUUACUACAGUGAACUAAGAUGCAGAAUUAUAUACAGGGUUUGAAGUGCAAUGCGGUGAUUUAGCAGGUUAAAAAACAUCACUUUUUAUUUCACCUCUGUUUCUGAAAAUUAAGAUGAUUAUCAAUUAUUUGGAAUAGUUCAGGUGGUUGUGGAAUUCUUCCAGUUUCCAACUUGGACCAAACUGGGACAUCAUUAAAAGAAAUUUCGAAAGCACCUGUUGAUACCAACUGGCCUUCAAUAGCAUUACACAUAAAAAAUACCAUCAUACAGGAAUAAAUUUUAUUAUUUAUGCACCAUAAAUACCAAGCAGGUUGCUCUUGACCAAUGAAGUUAAAUAAAUUGGCUCCACUGAGGAUACACACUAUGAACAGUAUUUUGGCAACACCUACGGCUUGAGCCAACAUGGCAUUGUAAUUGGGAGGAGGAUAGAGAUCGCCUUCAAUAAGGAUUUCAGGAUAUUUUUGACGUAGAAUUGUUGCAUACUGUUCAAAGAGUGCUCGAUAUCCUCAUGAGUAACAAUAUAAGAACUUCAAGGUAGGUCCUAUAUAAGAAUUAACACCCAAUCUUGUCGAUGGGAUUUCUUUGCUAUGCGAUGGAGAAUUUGCUGGGUUAACGAACAAUUCACCGACGGUAAUUACCAACGCGACUGAAAAUACGGAUAUAGUUAACCUCGAAACACCUGCCAUUUUGUUAACGCAACAUGCACAGUCUGAGAGUCAGAAGACGAUAACUUCUCUGAUCUUCACUGCCUUCACCGCUUCACCACCUGCACCGACCACUGUAGAAACCAGACGGACCACACCCCCGCCAAAAUCAGGAGUCAAGACAAAGUCCAGGAUAACAGGACAAAUUGCCCGAUUACGCCACCACACCACCAACUCAGACAUUCACUGGAUUCACUGCAUGCGUUAAUUUCAUUUUCACCAACUUUACACUUAAACAGCUGACUACUAGGUAAAAAGGUAAUUUUUCUCUGUUCAUUUGUUUUUUUCGGGAAUUUAACAAUACAAGGGAAAUUUUUACCCUACAAACGCCUCUAUUUAUUCUUUGAAUGAUAUUCAUAUUCUCUGAUGUUACGCAGCAGUUUUCUUGAAUUGUCAUCGAAAGUUAGGAAAAUAGUACAUUCACACCGUUAAUCGUGAAACCCGAGUAAAAUACAUUCAGGAGUGGCAUAUACACGCGGCGUACAUUUAAACGGAAAAAAUGGUGGUUUUAGCAGAACAGACUGAUGUUGAAAUGAAGAAUGCUGAUAGCCCUGCUGCUGAAGGAGAAGCAGGUGACAGCAAGAAAGAUGCUGAUCUACUUAGCAUUCAAGACAUCAGAGAGCAUGUAAGGCAAAUUGAAAAAGCAGUUCAGAACAAAGAACCCCGAUUUAUUCUUAGAGUAUUAAGAUCUAUUCCUAAUACUAGAAGAAAAUUGAAUCCUAAUGUACUGCGUGGCAUUAUAUCUGGCUUUUAUACUCAUUCAGCUGCAGAUAAAGAUGCCCUAUUGGCUUUUGUGGAAGAACCUAUGGAAACUGAGAGUUCAGGUUCCCAUCGCGUGCGAAGUGGCCGAAGCUCAGUUACUCCUCUAUUACCAGAAGUAGAUGCAUAUAUCCACUUACUUGUUCUUUUAAAAUUAAUUGACAGUCAUAAGUAUGAAGAAGCAGUUCAGUGCUCCAACCUUCUAUUGCAGAAAGUAACAGCACAGAAUCGACGUACAUUGGAUCUUGUGGCAGCCAAAUGUUACUUUUAUCAUUCCCGAAGUUAUGAAUUAACCAAUCAACUUGAAAACAUUCGGGGCAUCUUACAUUCACGGCUUCGUACAGCAACCUUGCGAAAUGAUUUCGAGGGCCAGGCUGUAUUAAUAAAUUGCUUGCUUCGAAAUUAUUUACACUACAGUUUAUAUGAUCAAGCAGAUAAACUUGUAUCAAAAUCUGUAUUUCCUGAAUCUGCCAGUAACAAUGAGUGGGCUCGAUUCUUUUACUACUUGGGCCGUAUUAAAGCAGCAAGACUUGAAUAUUCUGCUGCUCACAAGCAUUUAGUACAAGCUUUAAGGAAAGCACCUCAAAAUGCUGCUGUAGGCUUUCGUCAAACAGUGCAGAAACUUGCAGUAACUGUAGAACUUUUACUUGGAGACAUACCUGAAAGACAAAUAUUUCGCCAAGCUCCUUUGAGGAGGUCUCUUGCUCCAUACUUUCAGCUCACACAAGCUGUAAGAAUGGGUAAUUUACAGCGUUUUGGGGAAGUUUUAGAAAACUUUGGCCCUCAGUUUCGUGCUGAUCAUACAUUCACUUUGAUUCUGCGCCUUCGGCAUAAUGUUAUCAAGACUGCCAUUCGAUCUGUGGGCCUGUCAUAUUCUCGCAUAUCCCCUGCAGAUAUAGCAAAGAAACUGGGUCUUGAUUCUCCUGAAGAUGCUGAAUUCAUUGUUGCAAAGGCAAUUCGAGAUGGUGUGAUUGAAGCUACUUUAGAUCCAGAGAGGGGGUACAUGCGAAGCAAGGAAACCACAGAUAUUUACUGUACUCGUGAACCUCAACUUGCCUUUCAUCAGCGAAUUGCUUUCUGCUUGGAUCUGCAUAAUCAAAGUGUAAAGGCUAUGCGCUAUCCACCAAAAUCCUAUGGAAAAGACUUGGAAUCAGCAGAGGAAAGAAGAGAGAGAGAGCAACAAGAUAUGGAAUUAGCCAAGGAAAUGGCUGAGGAUGAUGAUGAUGGCUUUCCGUAAUAGUUUGUGACUUUUUUUCAGUGAUAUUGUCUAUCCGUAACCUGAAAUACAUUACUCAUUUGUGGACAUUUAGAAGAAAGUCUUGUGUUGUAACAUUAUUAACUAGGAUACUUAACUUUGUUUCUUUUUUUGAAUUAAGUCUUCAGAAAGUUGAAAUAUUUGUGUGGUAAUAAGUUCUUGAACACAAUUAAAAAUUAUAUAAUCUUUGAAAAGUUUUUCUUUGUUUCCCCCUUUGCUUUUCAUUUAUUACCACCUUACUACAGUUCGUAAAGAUGCAUCACAUUGUAUUCACGAUUUAAAGUGACC